AUGGUGCAGAUUGCAUACCGUUUUGCCGACGGAUUGCUCUGGGUGCGGCUUUCCAAGUUUCACUCCACAACCGUCCCCCCCCGUUGGCGACUUUCACAACUGCUACAUGAGACGAGAUUGCGGUGUAUUUGCCGCAUCACAUCCUCAGUCAUCGACUUGAUCCGUUCAAGGCGCUUCCUCCACUCUGCGCAUUUCCAUCGACGACGACUGCUCGACGAGAGAGAGAUUGCAUUCCUCCGCCAACCUGGGCUGCGCGGUCGACCUGGGAUGGCGCCGAACCCGGCCGCCGUAGGGGGCCUCUUGCGGCAGGUCAUCCAUUACCACCUGGACAAUGCCUCGUACGAUGACGCCCUAUUCUUUGCCGAACGUUUCGCUGCUCAAGAUGUCAAGGCUCCCGACGCUGCCCAUCUCCAUGCGCUUUGUUACCUCCGCCUCGGCGACUAUCGCUCUGCGUACGAUGUCGGAAAGCCAAUGGGAUAUCGCGGCGUAAACCUAGGUUGCUCGUGGGUUUUCGCCCAGGCAUGCCUGGAACUGGAGCGGUACAAGGAUGGCAUUCUGGCACUGGAAAAGUCCAGAGGGCUGUGGUCGCCAAAGUGCAGCGUGGGCAAGCACACGCCUACAAGUCGCGCCGCGCAUCCCGACAGCCCUGCUGUGCUCUGCUUGCUAGGAAAACUACACCGCGGCUUUGGCGACAAGAAGAAGGCCAUAAGCUGCUUCGAAGAUGCCUUGAAAAGGAACCCCUUCAUGUGGGGUGCUUUCACGGCACUCUGCGACAUGGGCAUCAAUGUACGCGUCCCUAACAUUUUCAGAUCCAACGACGGAUUGUCGCACAGUUUCGAUUUGGGUUCUAGUCCCAGUCCCGGAACGGUGACGACGACGGAACUCACGAGAGAGGCGUCUUUGUUUGCUCCCCCGGAUGCCACGAGUUCAAAGCGAUCGACGACACGAAGUGCCCCGGUAGAGUUGGGGUCAGACCCCUUCAACGUGGGCUUCAUGUCUGCUGAAGUGAGCAGUCCAGUGGUCGACAUGUUUACCGAGCCAGCCGACAAUGACUUCAUGGCCAAGAUUCAAAAUGCCCGUCAAAGAAUGGCCGCGUCUGCAAACAGUCAGCCCUACGCUACUGUCAUCGAGGGGUUGGAGACCCCCACGGGACUGUCCACAACGGCGGCCGAUGCGUCUUCCCGCCAGACGUGUGGGCGUGACCCGCCUCAAGCACCAUAUAGGAGAACUAGGAAUGCCCAUGGUGUUGACGCCGGACCCGAUGCGCCCCCACGCAUGAAUCCCAGGCUAGGGACAAAACGGAGCGGUAGAAUCGGCCAAGAUCAGCAAAACACGGAUCCUGUAUCCGAGCCGCCAAUGACGACGACAAAUGCUGCCGUUUCCGGCAUGGCAGGCAGCACGAGGGCCGGCAACAUGGUCGCCAUGGAGAGGAAGCGUACAUUGUCGGGCCAUCCAGUUCCGCGAUCGACAAACACGGACGAACAUUCGACAAGGCGGAGUGCCAGGCUCAACAUGUUCAAGCCCUCUGCAAAGGCGAACUCUGGGCCGGCAGCAGUGGGCACGUCGGCUGGGCGUGAGUUGAAAAAGGCUAGGCCCCCCGUCUCUCGCAUCAUCCGGCCAGGUUCCAGCGGUUCCAGCGUGGGCAGAGUCGUCAGCGGCAAUAGAAAGCCCGUGGAUGAUCACACCGACAUGGACCACGGGGAGUCGUCGAGGACACGAGAACCGCCAGCCCCGCAGCCGCCGCAGCCAAAGGCGGCGGGAAUGGAUACGGUGAGGGUCGAGGAGGCCCUCAAAUGGAUGCUGGAUCUUAUGAAGAAGUUUGGCAGCGGAUACUACUCUCUGUCCAAGUUUCAGUGUCAGGAUGCUCUGCAGGCAUUCGGCUCCCUCCCGGCAGCGCAGCAGGGAACCCCUUGGGUGCUGUCCCAGAUGGGGCGAUGCCACUACGAACAAGCAGCUUACGCAGAAGCCGAGAAGCUGUUCCGCAGAAUGCGCGUGCAGGCGCCGUCGCGCCUUCAGGACAUGGAGGUGUACUCAACCAUCCUCUGGCACCUGAAGCGCGAAGCAGACCUCUCGUUCCUGGCGCACGAGCUCGUCGACUCUGCGUGGCAUUCUCCCCAAGCAUGGUGCGCGCUGGGCAACGCCUGGUCAUUGGCACGGGAUGCUGAGCAGGCGCUCCGCUGCUUCAAGAGAGCCACUCAGCUCGACCCCAAGUUUGCCUACGCCUUCACCCUCCAGGGCCACGAGCACGUUGCCAACGAGGAGUACGAAAAGGCGCUCACGGCGUACAGGCAGGCCAUUGCCGCCGACCGAAGACACUACAACGCCUACUACGGCAUCGGAAGAGUCCAGGAGCGACUCGGCGCCUACGACAAGGCUUACGACCACUAUUACGCGGCACAGACCAUCAACCCCAACAACGCCGUGCUCAUCUGCUGCAUGGGCGGCGUUCUGGAAAAGCAGAAACAGAUGGUGCCGGCCCUGCAUGCCUACACCAAGGCGGCAGAGCUCGCUCCGAAAGCGGCGCAAACUCGGUACAAGAAGGCCCGAGCGCUGCUAACCGUGGGCCAGAUCGAAGCGGCGCAGAAGGAGCUGAUGAUUCUGAAAGAUCUGGCUCCCGACGAGGCCACAGUCCAUUUCUUGCUGGGCACGCUGUACAGGAACACAAACGAGAGACAGUUGGCAGUCCGGCACUUUACCAUUGCACUGGCGCUAGACCCCAAGGCUGGGCCGAAAAUCAAAGAAGCGAUUGAAAGUUUCGAGGAUGAUGUGCAGAUGGACGACUCAAUAACGGCUUAA
Molecule: messenger RNA, 2796 nt
Organism: Ustilaginoidea virens
Lineage: Eukaryota; Fungi; Ascomycota; Sordariomycetes; Hypocreales; Clavicipitaceae
Exons: 3
Coding region: 1-2796 (931 amino acids)
Biological process (GO): cell division
Molecular function (GO): protein binding
Source: RefSeq, a predicted model, not a curated record